AUGGCUACCCCUCCUUCCCUCGAGAUGACGCUCCCUGCCGACGACCGCCGCAAUCCGCCCUACUACGAACUCGCUGCUGGAUACGAUGGGACGAAUAGCUUCCUGCAGCUCUGGUACUACAACCACGAUAAGAGUGGAAAGAGAAGGGUCAUGAAGCACAUAAUGAAGAGGAUGUUUGUCUUCAAGAUUGUCCAGUGGACUCGCAAACACAAGCUUGUCAUCGAGAGGGAAACUAUCACAAACCUACCUCGGGACGCGAAAUGGAAAUUUGGCCCAAAGUGGAAGUCAUUGGACCAUCUCAGCGAGACCAAGGGCAGGAGGAGGAGUCACAAGCAUCAGCCGGAGCAGACAAGAGCAAGAGUGGAACGAAUGCAAAGAAGAAGUGCAAAUUAG
Molecule: messenger RNA, 393 nt
Organism: Parastagonospora nodorum SN15
Lineage: Eukaryota; Fungi; Ascomycota; Dothideomycetes; Pleosporales; Phaeosphaeriaceae
Exons: 2
Coding region: 1-393 (130 amino acids)
Source: RefSeq, a predicted model, not a curated record